Pseudomassariella vexata is the source of this 2650-nucleotide messenger RNA. RefSeq lists its product as uncharacterized. Gene Ontology annotation, molecular function: oxidoreductase activity; FAD binding. The coding region runs from base 426 to 2315 and encodes 629 amino acids. The transcript has 3 exons. The record is from RefSeq and is a predicted model, not a curated record. NCBI's taxonomy places the organism in Eukaryota, Fungi, Ascomycota, Sordariomycetes, Amphisphaeriales, Pseudomassariaceae.
GUCUAGAGUCCCUCACUUGCAUGUUGAAACUCAUUUAGCCAAGCUAGUGACGGACGGGAGGGUUAGGCAGACGGGGAUCUAUUACCCUCCAUGUGAGUGAGCCUAUUUUCUAUCUGCACACUUCGGAUGGAAAUAAUAAAUCAAUUCAUCUAGAAGUAGGUAGUAACCUGAUUAGAAUCGGAACGUCAAGAGCCAUACCGUCAUCUUGCAGAUACAUCGACGCGAUAGGUAAUCUAACGACUCUUUUCACGAAAGGAACUGCUGCACAUCCAACAAAGAAAAUAUUUGAACCUGCAGAAGUGUAUAUGCAUGAUGCGAACUUAAUAUAGCUACUCAGCUAUUGUCUAUAUCGCAUGUAGCACUUACAGUCUACUUAUUGAGAAUCAUGUAAAUUUAUGUACUGAAAAUUCUGUCGAUAUAUUUACAUGAUGGUUAGAAUCCUGCUCAUAUCGGUUGGAUUCAUCCUCUCCCGAGCCCUCGAGGUGGCCUGCGGACCAAUUGAUACGACCGAACUCACCAACAUAGAUGUCGCGGGAUUUCCUCCUAUUGUAUUUGCAGAACCCUAUGUCGCUGGGGUCGAUGACAGACCAGGAUGUAGAGAGGUUCCCGGCAGCGAUAAGUGGCCAAGCGAACAGGUCUGGGAUGCCUUCAACGAGACGCUCGGUGGCGUCCUGCUGAAGCCGCCUCCGGCAGGGGCAUUCUGCUACGAGGGUCCGUAUUAUAGCGCAGACUUAUGCGCUUUUCUUCAAUUCAACGCCACAUUCACGAGUUUCUGGCUGGAUGAUCCAGUAGAUGUGUUGACCCGGUGGCCGACGGGCAGCACUUGUCUUCCGACGUUGAAUCCCCAGGGGAAUUGCACUCAGGGGGGAUUGCCGACGUAUGUGGUCAAUGCCACCAGUGUCAAACAUGUUCAGGCGGCAGUUAACUUUGCGAGGAAUCAGAAUAUCAGACUCGUCAUCAAAAACACAGGCCAUGAUUUCGGCGGCCGAUCGACCGGUGCGUCAUCACUUAGCAUAUGGACCCAUUACCUAAAGGGUCUCGAAUUCAUCCCCAAAUACAGCAUCGCAAAUUACACUGGACCGGCGAUUCACUACGGCGCUGGGAUACAAUCGUGGGAGCUUAAUAACGCCAUGGUACAAUAUAACGUCACUCUUCUCGCUCCAGCCGUCAACACAGUCGGAGCAGGAGGCGGAUGGCUAGCCGCAGGCGGCCACACGACUGUAACGUCUACCUUUGGACUCGGAUCCGACCAAGUGCUCUCAUUGCAAGUUGUCACAGCUAAUGGACGUCUCGUGACGGUCGACCAAACAAGAAACGAGGAUCUCUUCUUUGCUCUACGCGGAGGCGGCGGCGCCACAUAUGGCGUAGUUGUGUCUGUGAUAGCCAAAGCUCACCCUCGAGUGAACACCACAGGAACAUCACUAAACCUGUCUUACGACCCGCUUAUCCCGCCCACGAACGCCACCUCCAACAGCACGUUUCAGUCCAACUACUACGUAAAAGACGUCGAGACCUUCUGGGCAGCUGCAAACGCAUACUACACUUUCGCACGGAACAUCACCAAAGCCGGAGGACUGGGGUUUACUUACAUCUACCCACUACCCAAUAACAGCCUCUCCCUAAUCGCAACCAACACCUUGGUGAACAAGAGCCCGGACGAAUUUUUCACUUUCAUGCAACCACUCUACGACGACCUCCACGCCGCUGGGGUCAAUGUCCCAAAUACCAAACCCCUUUUCUCCUCCCCCUACGGGACCACCAGCAACGGCGGCGGCAGCAGCCCCAACAACCGGCGAUAUAGCUCCCGGCUAAUCCCAUCUACACACUGGGAUGACGCUAAAUUAUUUUCCCAAGUCAUGUCUGCGAUCCGCACUUCCGUUACUGACGGGUAUAUCUUCCACGGCACCAUACACGCGCCUACCUACUCCGCGGCAGGUUACCCGGGUGAAGAAAGCGCGGUCAACCCGGCCUGGCGCAACGCAAGCAUGCACGCCAUGCUGUUCUACAAGGAUUUUAUCGGGGUGCAGACGGCCGCUGAAGCAGCUGCCAGCCAGGUCGAUAUGAAUGCGCAUAUAGAAUUGCUCAGAGAGUUGACGCCUGGCUCGGGGGCGUAUAUGAAUGAAGCAGAUCCGGCGGAGCCAGACUGGCAGGGGAGCUUUUUUGGGUACAAUUAUCCGAGGCUUUUGGACAUUAAGUUGAGUAGGGAUCCGUGGGGGGUGUUUUGGGCACCAACCACGGUGGGCAGUGAUAGGUGGGUUUUGAAGACGAAAGAUGGGUUUCCGUUUUCUGAGGAUGGGAGGCUGUGUCGGGCUUGAAGGUUUGGAGGCAACUAGUAUUUUUCAUUUUUCUUACGGAAGAAUGAGAUAUAAUACAUAUAUGGGCAACAAUAUCGAAUUUUCUUAGGCUUCAGACAAGCUGCUUGUUUAUACUAUUAAUAGAAUAUGUACUGUCGGCGGGUAUCCCUAGUUUCAAAUUGGACUCGUAUAUCUAAUUGAUAAUAUCGAGGUCACUUAUCCUUUUUCAAUGCUUAAUGGUGUUCUAAGUUAUAAAUAAAUAUUUUAAUUGGAUGACUUUGAAAACAACAGAUACUUGUACAAGGUUUCAAAGUAAAAUGUAGCUAAGGUCUGGAGAUCUAGUAUUGUUUUCCUGG